This is a messenger RNA of Eutrema salsugineum, 2522 nucleotides long. RefSeq names its product transcription factor SAC51. The coding region runs from base 910 to 1899 and encodes 329 amino acids. Gene Ontology annotation, molecular function: protein dimerization activity. The transcript is spliced from 4 exons. Lineage: Eukaryota; Viridiplantae; Streptophyta; Magnoliopsida; Brassicales; Brassicaceae. The record is from RefSeq and is a predicted model, not a curated record.
ACUUCUUUAGAAACACACUUCUUACAAAAAAAAAUUCUACGGAAAAUACACAUUAUUGCUCGUUUCGUUGGUCACUUUCAUCCCUCUUAUCCCUUCGCUUUUCCAUUGAUUCAGCUAACAAAGAAGAGCUCUCAUCGUCUUCUCUGGAUCUGAGCAAAAGAUUAUUCCUCCGUUUCGUCAUUCUAAGAUACUAAAUUCUCGAAAGUAGAUUGAAUACAAGCAGUGGAUUUUAAAAAUUACAUAAGAGGAGAAAGAGAAGCAGCAUGUGUUGGUUCACUACUUCUGUUGACGUAUACCGCAAAGUUGUGCGCUUGAAUCUGUAUUGCCGUGUGAUUCUGUAAAUCUCUUCUUCCUUUUAACCAACAUUCAACUCUUCUCUCUUAUUCAUCUUCCCUUCUUUAUCAAUAUAUUUUAAACCCUUUUUCCUCUAAAUGGGAUCUCAACAUUUCUACGUGUUCCAUUGUGAACAAAGAAUCAGCUAGACCAAAAAGCUCCUUUCUGUUUUCUUCUUUCUUUCCCAAAAAAAAGCUUUCUUCUUUCGGUAGGUCUCUGUCUGCUUUUCACUCAAUAUUUCCUCAAAGUUAUGGUGUGUCAAUCACCUGGCAAGACAAGAUUUCGAGCAUUGAAGUACGAGACAGGAGACGCUAACAGACCAACAAUUGUAGUGAGAGUUAUUGCAUGCUUUCAACCGAUGGAUAAUUGCCAGGCUGAGUACUUUAGACUGCUACUUAAACCAGUCACGUAGUUGGUUUGUGAUUUUCCGCUGUAUUUUUUCUUCGUUCGUUUGCCUCUUCUUUCUUUCACUACUUACUCGAAAAGGAAACAAGAAGUAUUUGCAUUCAACCGAUUGAGCAACUUGACAAUCGUGUUUGUACUCUUUAUAGCUCCCUUGAGCUACACUACAAGAGCAUGCCUCUUGAUACCUGGCAACGGGAUUUGCCUCUGGGCUUAAAGCCUCAAGCUUGCUUUGAGGAUAUAACAGCUCGGUCUAUCCAUCCUCAAAUUCCUCUCCCUGAGGUUGGGAAACUAUAUGCAGCUGAGCCUCAGGCUCGCUGUUUGCAGCCACCACCAUUCCAGUCUCUACUGCGCAGUCAUGAUAAGGAGUCUUGUGGAAAACGAUUCUCGAUGUCUGGCAUCCGGUCUUGGUGCGCUGCUGCUACUACUCCACAAAGAGCAUUAGAGUCUUCUCAGAAAAGACUUAUGAUAUUCGAUCAGUCAGGAAACCAGACUCGUCUAUUACGGUGUCCAUUUCCUCUACGGUUUCCAUCUCCUGCAGUUGCGGAGCCAAUGAAAUUCUACGGUCUAGCGAAAGCUUUCAAGGAAGAUUGUGAAGAGAAUGAUUUAAGUGGAAAAGAGUCGGAAAUGCAUGAAGACACUGAGGAGAUCAAUGCAUUGCUGUAUUCAGAUGAUGAUGAUGAUGAUGAUGGUUGUGAGAGUGAUGAUGAAGUAAUGAGCACUGGUCACUCUCCUUAUCCAAUUGAACAAGUUUGCAACAAAAGAGAAAUGGAAGAAAUUGAUGGUCCCUGUAAAAGGCAGAAGCUACUGGAUAAGGUAAAAAACAUCAGCGACUCAUCAUCACUUGUGGGCACUAGGAGCUCCACAACGCUCAAUGGAUCGUCCUUUCUUAUGGAUAAAAAGCUCCCUGAAUCAAAAUGCUCGACCAAAGAAGACACUGGUUCUGGUCUGAGCAACGAGCAGUCGAAAAAAGACAAGAUCCGUACAGCUUUGAAAAUACUCGAGAGCGUAGUUCCGGGUGCCAAAGGAAACGAAGCUCUCUUACUUCUCGACGAAGCCAUUGAUUACCUAAAGUUACUGAAACGAGACUUAAUCUCAAGAACCAUUGCUAAACAAAAAUCCCCCCACCACUCACUAGUCACAAGUCACCAACCUUGUUUGUAAAAGAGACAACAUGGGGAACAAGAAAUCUACUGACAGAUAAGGCUUGAAGAUUCUCACGAGUGAAAACGUGUGUGAAGUGGUUUUGGGUCCGUAUCCUCUGCAUCAGCUUUUUAGCUGUAUAUAGUGGACUACUUUAGGUAUAUAUGCUUCUGCAAUUUCAAAAAGUUAAAGAAGAAAAGAGGUCACUUUCUUCUUCUCUCUGUGCUUGGUGUGGAAAAAAAGCCAAAGUCGUCGUGGUCAUUGAUCGACAAUGAUUAUCUUUUUUGGCUGAGUGUGGAUGGUGAAAUCAAAAGGCAAUAUUCAAAGUCUGAUCUCAAACUCGCGUGGUCUAUGAAUCUCCCCUAAGGUAAUAAAAAAAUCUCUGACCCACACUCUCUUUUGUCCAUAUGAUGACUAAGUGGGUCCAAUUAUUUUAUGAAUUGAUGUCAUGUUUGUCUAAUUAAUUUUAGUGUCUGUAAUAAUGCAAACCAUUCCUUUGUCUUUUCCUUCCCCACUUGCUACUGGUUUUGUUUGUGUGUCUUUGCGUCUCUCUGUUCAUUUUUCAUGUUCUCUCAGUGUCAUUGUAUUGUCAAGGUGAUUGGGUUUUUGUCGUUUGGGUUUUGUAAUAAAACCAUGAUAUAUAA